AGUAGCAGAUGAAGAUAACAACAAUAGAGUUCAAAUAAACAUGUGAGAUUGACAAAUGGUAUGGAAUUAUAAUUGAUGGAAACUAUUGAGAAAUAAUGAGCAAGAUGAAUUUCAAGUGUUUCAUUAUCAGAAAAUAAUUUUUCAAUGGAACAAAAACACUUAUGGUUUUUAAUAAUAUGGAUAUAUAAAUAUAAUUUUUUUCUAUAAUUUAAAGGAGUAUUAUUUUUUAUAAAGGAGAUAUAGAAAAUAAUAUUUGAUUUCUAAUCAAAAAUUUAGUUUUUCUUUAAGGCGUCUGACUGGCGCCGAUUUUUCAAUUAAGCCUUUAUUGGUUUUCUAAGCAACCAACAACCUUCAAAACCCGAAAAAGUCUUUCGGAUUUUCUAAAAAUCCUUAAUUUGAUGAAAAACUAAGACAUAAUUCAAAAAUCGACGCCGGUCAGACGAUGUAGUUUCUUUUCCUCUUUUAAACAAAAAAAUAAUAAACUCUCUAUGCCAAACCGCUAUAAAAAAUCUUAGGAAAUACUCCAGGUGUAACUCUUAUAUACAGAAAACGCUGUAUUAAACGUCAAACGUAAAAUUUUAAUUGCAUUAGUAUCCAAUAAAAGCUAUUAUUUGAAGAUUCGAUUUUCCGACGCUCCUAGAAAACUUACUUAAAAUCCUCGAAAAACCACUUUUGUAACCAAAAGCUAUACAGAUUCUGAAAGGAGAUUUUCAGCUGUCAUUUUGAACUGAACAUGGUCUAAUGUAGAGGAAAGUCUGGGCUAUAAAAUGAGACCACUUCCGGCUCUCCAUGACCUUCCUUGAAAAAAUUAUGAAGCUUUUAAGUUUUUCCUUCAAACCCUAGAAAACCUCAAUUUUUAGGUUCUAAAUUUUUCUCUCCUUUUCUAUAUAUUCAAACUUUUUUCUUAUAUAUACCCUGAUAGAAGAAAGUGUGCUCUUCAAAAAUUUCUUUUUCCAGAAUUUUUCGAUGAGUUUUCUUAGAGAUAUAAGCAUUGCCGCAAAUGCCCUGAAAAACAGAGCCGUGUGUACAAUAUGUGUUUUUCUCACUAUGCGUUUUUUAAUAGUCCCUUCAAUUGGCACACAUUACGACCCCUCGAAAAAAUGGUCCAAUCGAGCUCAAAAUUUUACCACAGAUACUUCAGACUCUAUCUCAGGUUCUUUUUUUUUAAAGCGUUUUCGAUUUCAACUUUCGGCGUGAGAAGGUUUUCAAAGUGAAAAACCAGUUUUUUAUAUGGGAUUUUCAGUAUUUUUCGAAUAUCUCGACAAAGAAAGCAUAUUUUUCAAAAAUAGAAAAAAACGAACCUGAGAUAGAAUCUGAAGUAUCUGUAAUAAAAUUUUGAGCUCGAUCGGACCAUUUUUUUCGGGGGGUCGUAAUGUGACUGGAUGAAAACUGGAGUUUUCCAGAAAACCCAUAGAAAAACACGUCAAAAAAUUCUGGGCAAAAAUAUAUUGAUUUUAUUUUUCGAUGUUCUAUCUCUGGCAUAAAUUUGAACCCUAUCCGACAUCAGCUUCCCCGGUUUCCAAGAUGGUAAAAAAAGAGAGGAGGGUACCCUUAAAUUAGAGGUUGCUUCUUUUCAUUAUUGGGUGGUUGUUAUUACCGUUGAAAUAACCUUUUUUAUAAAUUUUUAUAUUGUAGUUUUUCAAAAAAUUAUUAACUUUUAACUUUUAUGAUUGUUAUAUUUAUUUAAUUCUUUUUAUGUUUUUGUUUAUACUUUUUAGGAUUUUAGUUUCUUUUAUAGGUUUACUUAUAGUUUAUGAUUGUUAAUAGUUGAUUCAUCUAUUAGAAAUACUGGUAUAAUUUUAGUUAGUAUAUUUACUGUUAAUUAUUGAUUUUUAUUAAUGUCAUAUAUAUUUAUUACUUUUAUUUUGAUUGUGUUUUUUUCUUUUAUAAAGUUUGAUGAUUUUAAUUAUUUAAUUAUUAUUUUGUUUAUUGUGGUUCCUCCGUUUUUUCUUUUUAUUUAUAAGUAUAUAGUGGUUAUUAAUUUAUUUAACCCUUCGGCUACGGGUUUAAUUUUUCAGAUACAAUUUACACAAAACGUUUCAAAUAUUGAAACACAUGUUUAUUUAUUCUUAAAAGUUUUGCAGAGUAUGAAAAUCUUUGAAACAAUCAACAAGGCAUAAGCUUACAUCACACUCUGUGCACUGAUAACGUGAGAGUACAUCUUUUCUUUUCGGACGUCUGACAGUGUUGCUGCAGACGACACAUUUUCUCCUAGGUGCUGACUGUGUGUCUGUGGCUGGAAUCGGCGAGAGGAAGUGCCUUGCAGUUAACCUGAGUGGUGCAGUUGUUGAUGAAGGUCGACCCCUGGUUGCUACUCGUUGACUACCAUAUUUUUGGAUAAUAUCCCAAAUUAGUUGUAGGCGAAAAUCAACUAAUUGCAUCGUGUGAUUUGUCCUCAUUUUUGACAAUAUAAAUGCAUUGAGAACUGCUAUAUCCAGUAAGUGAAAGAAGAGUUUUUUAUACCAUUUGAUAGAUUUUCAAUAAUAGAGAGAACAAGAGAAACAAUAGACUUCUGAAUACCUGCAUAAAUAUCACCGCUAACAGUCAGGUACCAUAUAUGAUACUCUCGUAGCCAAAGGGUUAAUUUAAAAUUAGUUUUUUUUAUAAUGUUUGUAGAUGCUUUGUUGUUAGUUUAUUAUUUCAGUUUUAUUUUUAUUUAUGGACUUAGUUCUUUUUAGUAAGUCUUUAUUUUUUAUUUUAUUAUUUUUUAUAUUUUUAUCUAUUAUUUUAAAUAAGGAUUUAUGUUUCGUUGAUUUUAUUCUACUAAUCAUAAGGAUAUUGGAAGUUUAUAUUUUAUUCCUGGUAUUUGAGCUGGUAUUUUAGGAGCUAGUUAAGUUUCGUACAGAGUUAGGAGUUAUUAGUGGUUUAAUUUUAGGUGAACACUUAUAUAAUGCUAUAGUUAGUUACUGCACAUGCUUUUUUAAUAAUUUGCUUUUUUAUUAUACCUGUUGCUGUGGGUGGUUGUGAUAAUUGAUUGCUUCCUUUAAUAUUAAAUUCUUUGGAUAUAGCUUUUCCUCGUUUAAACAAUUUAAGUUUUUGAUUGGUUCCUGUAGCUUUGAUAUUUAUAAUUUUAAGUUUAUUAUUUAGUUUAGGAGCUGGUACUGGUUGAACUGUUUAUCCUCCACUAUCUAAUUCAGUAUUUCAUUUUGGUAGUUCAGUUGAUAUGGCUAUUUUUAGUCUAUAUAUUGCUGGUGUGUCUUCUAUUUGGGUACAAAUUAAAUGGUCAGUAUUUUAUUAUGAAUGAUCAGUAAAAUUUGAUCAGUAUUAAAUGCAAAUGAUCAGUAAAAAAAUUGAAUUGUCAGUAAAAUAAUUCAUGAUCAGUGACUAUUGGAUUUGGUCAGUAAUUUAAUCAUUUUAUCAGUAAAAUAAUGAACUUAUCAGUACCGAAACUAAAAUAUCAGUAAUUAAAUAUGUUUGGUCAGUGAAUCAUUGCAUUUUUAUCAGUAUUUACCGUUCUAGAACGUCUCUCGAUUAUCGUUCUUGUCAUUUUUUUUCUCAUAUUCAGUAUUUUUCAGUAUUUCUGUUCAAGAUGGUGUAAAGAAACUUGAUUUACAAGAAAUUGAUCCAGAUGUUUUGAUUACAGAUGGUUCAGAUACAAUUCAUAAUGGAUUUCAAGCAACUUUUGGAGAAAAACCUACGGUUAUGUGUUGGGCUCAUAUGCGGUGGAAGGUGGUAAAGAAGAUUGAAUCUAUGGUAGAGAAGAUGGGACAAGUGGAUUUGAUAGAAGAUAUUGAAGCGUUACAACUAGCACAAAGUGUACGAAUGUUUACGAAAGCUUCCAAUCUUUUUAUCAAAAAAUGGAACAAGAAAGAACCAAAAUUUAUCGAAUAUUUUCAUAAUCAAUGGUUAAAUUCACAUGAUGGUUGGUAUGAGGACAUUAAACAUUUAACUCCAAGCACAAAUAAUGGUUUAGAAUCAAACAACAGAGUUAUUAAGGAUGAAAAUACAUUUUGUGAACGUCUUCCAUUAUCCAGAUUUAAAAUUUUAACAUUAGAAAUUGUUGAAAAAUGGUCAAAAUCGUAUGAACGAGGUCUCAAACAAUUUCAUGAUAAGCAAACGGUGACAUUAGAUAUAUAUGGACGAAUAGUUAUCAAUGGGUCAAGUUAA
Messenger RNA from Didymodactylos carnosus, 4107 nucleotides. NCBI's taxonomy places the organism in Eukaryota, Metazoa, Rotifera, Eurotatoria, Philodinida, Philodinidae. The record is from the annotation of a GenBank genome assembly.